CUGAAAACAAGCUGUCCGCGUUAUGCGACGGACAGAUAACAGCUCAGGCUUCACAGACCGGCUCAGGCUUUGUGUAAACUUGUGAUGGAUAAUGAGGUCGAUGUCUUUUACCGGGAGCUGCCCAAAGUGGAGCUUCACGCGCACCUCAACGGCUCUGUCAGCUUCCAAACCAUCGAGAAGCUCAUCAGCCGUAAACCGCAUCUCAACAUCGAACACGGCAUGACCGCCAUAGGGAAAGGCCAGCGGAGGACCCUGGACGAGUGUUUCCAAGUCUUCAAGGUCAUCCAUCAAUUAGUGGACACCGAGGAAGAUAUUCUAAUGGUGGCUACAGAUGUUAUCAAGGAGUUUGCAGCUGAUGGUGUCAAGUAUUUGGAGCUUAGAAGUACACCAAGAGAGGAGAAAAACACAGGAUUGACAAAGAAGAGGUAUAUUGAAACUGUCAUGAAAGCCAUCCAGCAGUGUAGAAAAGAGGGAGUGGACAUCGACGUAAGGUUCUUGGUGGCCAUUGACCGCAGGAAUGGGACUGAAGUUGCCAUGGAGACAGUGAAGUUGGCUGAGGAGUUCAUGCUGUCUUCUGAUGGUUUGGUAGUUGGACUUGACCUGAGCGGUGACCCUACGGUGGGCCAUGGCAGAGACCUCCUUCCUGCCCUACAGAAAGCCAAGAACUGUGGACUGAAGCUAUCACUGCACCUCUCUGAAGUGCCAUCACAGCUGGAGGAGUCAGAUUUGCUGUUAAAUCUUCCUCCAGAUAGGAUUGGUCACGGCACUUUCCUACAUCCUGAAGUGGGUGGAUCUGCAAGCCUCGUUGAAAAAGUGGUGAAGAAUAACAUACCGCUUGAGUUGUGCCUCACAUCAAACAUAAAAGGACAAACUGUGCCUUGUUACGCCCAGCAUCACUUCAAAUACUGGUACCAGAUGGGACACCCAAGUGUGAUUUGUACCGAUGAUAAAGGAGUCUUCUGUACAGACUUGUCUCAGGAAUAUCAGGUGGCAGCCUCCACGUUUGGUCUCAGCCGUGAAGCCGUAUGGAAGCUCUCCCAGAGUGCCAUAGACUGUAUCUUUGCACCUGACAGCCUGAAACAGCAGCUCAAACAGAAGUGGAUGGAUUUACAGCCUCAGGUUUUUAAGUGAGCCAUUGAGUAAAGGCACAAGCCAACCAUAUACCUCAGGUUUCUGUUUGAAACCAUUUCACAUUAAGUUUUUAACAAAUCCUUGUAGCAAUGAUAUUAAUUUAAAGGGAACUUAAAGGCCACAGUGACAAUGUUUGGAAUAACUGAAAGUAAAAUUCACCUGUUUAGUAUAACAAGUGUAUGUGUGUUAUUUUCUACAAAUGUGACAUCUGUGCAGUAGUGCACACAACAUCAAGUAAAAACAUGACAUGUAGA
Molecule: messenger RNA, 1385 nt
Organism: Sphaeramia orbicularis (orbiculate cardinalfish)
Lineage: Eukaryota; Metazoa; Chordata; Actinopteri; Kurtiformes; Apogonidae
Gene: mapda
Product: N6-Methyl-AMP deaminase
Exons: 10
Coding region: 85-1131 (348 amino acids)
Biological process (GO): adenosine catabolic process; inosine biosynthetic process
Molecular function (GO): adenosine deaminase activity
Source: RefSeq, a predicted model, not a curated record